Molecule: messenger RNA, 396 nt
Organism: Centruroides sculpturatus (bark scorpion)
Lineage: Eukaryota; Metazoa; Arthropoda; Arachnida; Scorpiones; Buthidae
Exons: 1
Coding region: 1-396 (131 amino acids)
Source: RefSeq, a predicted model, not a curated record
AUGGAUUCCAAAAAUUCAAAACUAAACAGGGAUAAGUUACCUCCAGUAACAACCAACGUUUCCAGCACUGCAACUUACUUGAUAGUUCAUGCGACUGGUGAUAAACCACUGUCAAAAUGCUCUCCAUUUCUUAUUCAAAAAAUAUUUGAAUCAACUAUUGGGCACUUGAAAAAGAUACAAAAAUCGAGGUCAGGGGACCUGCUGGUAGAAACAGCCUCACCUCAACAAACAGUAAAUCUAUUGGCAACAAAAACACUUGGAGACAUGGAAGUCACUGUCACCCCACAUGGAAGUCUAAACUCAUCACGUGGGGUGAUAUCCGAGAUUGAUCUGAUGUCUGAAGACAAAUCAGAUAUACAGAUCGGUCUUUCAGAUCAAGGAGUCAUUGCUGUCUGA